AGCGGUAGAGGGAGCGAGGAGAGAGCGGCAGAGGGCACGUGGCGAUGUGGAUAGCGAUGGAACGGUGUGUGGCGGACACUGCAUUUUAUAGGCGCGCCAGAAGCGGCGGACCAAAUCUAGCGCGCGACCGCCCGCUUUUUCCCCGCGCACGCAAUCGUUUCCCGCGUGAAACCAUCCCGCGCUAAAAUCUCAUUUUACCGCGCGUGCGUUUUUUGCAGCCACUGUUGGAGAGGCUCUAACUAGCGCAGAGUAACGCACUAUUUUUUUGUUGCCGCUAACUCUUAGCCUCAUCUUUUUUCCUUUUUUUUUGAGAAUCCUUUUUUUUUGUCAGAUAACCCCAUCUUCACACCGGCCCAUCUUUUUCCUGAACAAAACACCGGCUUUCCUGAACAAAACACCGGCCAUCGCCACUCCAACGCAUAUUUUUCAGCCCACACUCAAAACCUAAAGUAGGGUAUUCUGCAGCCCAUUUACACCGUGGAACCAUCUUCCGGCCAUCUUACGCAGCACACAGCCGCCGCCGCUGCCAGCAUAGGGGACAGAGAGCGGCCGGAAGAUGGCCUUGCCGGAGAUCCCCGACGAGCUCCUGGUGGAAAUCCUCCUCCGCCUCCCCGCCGCAUCCGACCUCAUCCGCGCCUCGGCAGUCUGCGUCUCCUUCCGCCACCUCGUCGCCGACGGCUGCUUCCUCCAACGCUUCCGCAGACUCCACCCCCCGCCCCUCCUCGGCUUCCUCGACCAGCACGGCUUCCACCCCGCCGUACCGCCUCACCCCUCAGCGCCUGCGGCCCGCGCUGUCGCCAGCACCGCUGACUUCUCCUUCGCCUUCCUCCCCUCCCCUGCGCGGAGCUGGUCCAUACGGGACGUCGGCGACGGCCGCGUCCUCCUCGACAGACCCUGCCGGCAUGGCGCCGGCAAGGGACGCACCGGCGCCCUCUUCGCGGAGAUGGCGGUGUGCGACCCCCUGCACCGGGAGUACCUCCUGCUCCCCACAAUCCCCGAUGACCUAGCGGCUUCGGAUGAGAACCCACUGCGGAUAUAUGGACAGCGCUGGGGCGAGAGCUUUCUAGUCCCUGAUGGCAACGACGAGGAGACACCUCCUGCCGAGGAUACGGUGUUCAGAGUGAUCUGCCUAGCGCAGUACCAAACUAAGCUGGUGGCCUUUGUCUUCUUUUCCGGCACCGGACAGUGGCGAGACAUUCCAUCCCUGAGUUGGAUUAAUUUUAUACCUGACUUCUCGUCGGAAUGGAUGGGUAUUUCUUCGUGGCGGCAAUAUGCAUAUGGUUGCUUUUACUGGUUUGCAGGUUGGAGUGGAAAAUUCGCUGUGCUUGACACCCGAAGAAUGGAGUUCACCAUGGCUGACCGCCCACCCAGAGUUAGUGGUUUCCACAGUUAUAUGGGCAUUGUGGAGGCAGGGGAAGGCAUGAUUGGGAUGUUUGUGCCUGCACAUGACAAAGUCAGCCAUCAUGGACUUGACACAGUUCUCCUGAGAUAUACCAUUGGACGAGACAAUGGUGGGAGUUCCACCCAGUGGCAGACGGAGAAGACAAUCUCAAUAGCUUCUGGCUCCUCGUUCAUGGGUUCAAUAGGGAGGCACUUGCUCCUGUAUCAGUGCGGAAACUCAUUGCUCGAGCUAGGUUGUUUCACGCUGGAUGUCAAAACUUUCCAGCUUGAGAGGGUAUGUGUUUCACGGCUCAUUCCUGCCGAGUCACGCGCAUAUUGCAACUUCCCACCGUCAUUAUUAUUGUCACCGAAAGUGUCAAGUGGUAAACUUUCUCUGGGAUGCUAG
This is a messenger RNA of Aegilops tauschii subsp. strangulata, 1786 nucleotides long. NCBI's taxonomy places the organism in Eukaryota, Viridiplantae, Streptophyta, Magnoliopsida, Poales, Poaceae. The record is from RefSeq and is a predicted model, not a curated record.